This is a messenger RNA of Diorhabda sublineata, 1627 nucleotides long. RefSeq names its product zinc finger protein 611-like. Gene Ontology annotation, cellular component: nucleus. The transcript is spliced from 2 exons. Bases 210 to 1490 code for a protein of 426 amino acids. Gene Ontology annotation, biological process: regulation of transcription by RNA polymerase II. Lineage: Eukaryota; Metazoa; Arthropoda; Insecta; Coleoptera; Chrysomelidae. The record is from RefSeq and is a predicted model, not a curated record. Gene Ontology annotation, molecular function: RNA polymerase II transcription regulatory region sequence-specific DNA binding; DNA-binding transcription factor activity, RNA polymerase II-specific.
AAUUCUUAAGUAUUUAAUUUAGCAUUAUUGGUUUUUAAUUAUUGUUAAGGAAAAGACCUUUUCAAAACGAAUUAUUGACUUGCUUGUUUAGGCGACAAACUGAUAUUAAAAAAGAAGUAGAUUUUAUUGAUACAAUUUUAAAGUUCUGUUAGUUUUUAUCCAAAUAAUAACAUUAUUUAAUUCAUUCAUAUCAUUCAGACAGAAUAGAUAUGGAGCAAAUACUCGUUAAGGAAGAAAUCGACAUCCAAAAUGAUUUAUUGUGGAAUAUAGACAUUAAACAAGAAUUAAAUGAGGAAGCACCUAAGACCUUCUUUCAAAAUGAAAUGAAUAACACAGACAUAAAACAAGAAUUGUGUGACGAGGUGGAUACCGUAAUUUUUCAAAAUGUGAAAAUUAAACAAGAAAUUGAUGAAGAUAUAAACACGGUGCAAAUAUUGGAAGAGUCUAAAUUUGCAAAUGGAAUGAAGGGAUAUGGGUCUUAUAGAUUUGACAUGCAUAACAUCAAAAGAAAAUUUAAAAGACUUCUAAAAAAUUGGAAACCCUGGAAAGUAAAUACUAUUACUGGGAUUAUGAUAUGUGGGUUAUGUGGAUGUUUAUAUACAAAACGUAUAGAAUUACUACACCACUUUUUCACAAACCAUUGUGUAAAACAGAAGAAAUUGCUAAAUAAAAAGAAAUUCAACCAAAAAAAUGUGAGUUGCAAAAAGGAGGAACAAGUAAUUGACCUUUCUGUGUUCAGAAAUUUAAAGGACAAUGUAAAAAUUGAAAUAGUUGAAGAUGAUCUAAAACAAGAUGUCAGCUUAAAUAAUUAUUUCAAUGUAGAACGUCAGGAAUUGAGGAAAAGUAACGGAAAUUGGUGCAAUUACACCGAAGAAAAAUCAUUAAAAUGUGAAAUUUGUUCAAAAACCAUUUUGCAUAAAAAUAGUUUGGAUAAACAUUUUUCUAUUCACAUAGGAGGAAAGUCAAUCAAAUGCGGCGUUUGUUCAAAAACUUUUUCGCAGAAAAAUCAACUGAAUAAUCAUUUGCUCAGUCACAUAGGACAGAAGCCAUUCAAAUGUGACAUCUGUUCUAAACCUUUUUCACGUAAAGAUACUUUGAGUCACACUGGAGAAAAACCAUUCAAAUGUUAUAUUUGUUUGAAAAGUUUUUCACAGAAAAUUCAUUUGAAUAGACAUUCUCGUAGUCACACAGGACUAAAACCAUUCAAAUGUGAUAUUUGUUUAAAAACUUUCUCUCUGAAGGAUUCUUUGGAUAGUCAUAUGCGUAGUUACACAGGAGAAAAGCCAUUCAAAUGUGACAUUUGUUCCAAGUCUUUUGCGUCGAAAAAUAAUUUGAAAACCCAUUUACGUAGUCACACUGGAGAAAAGCCGUUCAAAUGUGACGUUUGUUUAAAAACUUUCUCCCAGAAAGGUAAUUUAAACAGACAUUAUCACAGUCAUCGGGGAAAUAAACAAUUAAAAUGUGAUUUGUUUGGAAACGUUUUCACAUAAAAUAGUUUGAAUAUCAAUUUUCAGUGAAGCCAAAGCAAAAAUUCAGUGUCAUAUUUGUUUGGAAACUUCUUUAAUAAAAAGGAAAGAGAAAUGAUUAAAUACAUUUUUGUUAACAAAAUAUAAUUAUUUAUUAUAUA